Molecule: messenger RNA, 966 nt
Organism: Spizellomyces punctatus DAOM BR117
Lineage: Eukaryota; Fungi; Chytridiomycota; Chytridiomycetes; Spizellomycetales; Spizellomycetaceae
Exons: 1
Coding region: 19-855 (278 amino acids)
Source: RefSeq, a predicted model, not a curated record
UCUCUUACACACCAUAUAAUGAUGCGUGGCCUUCUCGCAGCUCUCGGCGCCGGAAGUAUCGUAACUGUUCUUGUUAUUGUCGGGUUAGAGAUUAUUCGUUUGAAUAGUCAAUGGUUUGAGUCAGGGCACGAGUCGAGGAGUGGUGAUUCUAGAAAUGAGUCGAGGAGCAAUGAGCGCAAUGGGUUCGGGCGAAAGACGAGUGAAGACAAGCCGCGGGAAGAGGAGGAAAGAGGAGGCUCGAACUCUAGGGAGGAAGUAGAACUACGAAAGAGAAAAGUACGAAACCUUGAAGAAGAAGUGGAGCCAGAACUGCAGCGCUCUGACGAGCCUGUUGUGCAGCAUGACAUCCCUUCUCUCCACCCACUUUUCACCAAUUUUCAUGAACCUGGACUUAAUUUAUCGAAUCUAAACCCCCCCGCGGACACUACCAACGAAGCCGACAGCGAUACAGAUUCUGACAGCACAGACUCGACAACCACACUCCAAUCCUCCAUCCAAACCCUCAAGCAACAAUUGAUUUCCAAACGCUCCGCCCUCCAACAAGAACUGGCAGAUUUAGGCUGGAAAGAAGAACAGAUUCGCAUCUUUAUGGAAUCUGGUAAAACCAGGCCCGAUCAAAAUCUCCAUGUGUCAUCCGCACAGCCAGAUACCAGCUCCUUUGUUGGUACGGACAUAUCACCAACGAUCCAGCCAACACCUUGUCUCCCACCAACCCUUUCCGAAGCGGACUAUGAUGGGCAGUCCAUGGUUUCCCUCACGGAUGUACCGUCUGUGGAUGAAGAUGUUGCCUCCGUGCUCUCGAGGACCGAGAGUAGUUGGUCGGCGGUGUCGGUGCCAGAUUAUGUGAAGGAAUAGAUCCUAGCAUGGUGGUGGUGUUGAAGGGCGUUUUAUAUGGGAUCAUCAUUUGUUAUUGCGUACAUCUGCGCCAGCUUCUAAUAUGACUGAUUUAUGUUGCUUUGUCUGCCA